Messenger RNA from Parascedosporium putredinis, 1992 nucleotides. The record is from the annotation of a GenBank genome assembly. Lineage: Eukaryota; Fungi; Ascomycota; Sordariomycetes; Microascales; Microascaceae.
AUGCCACUGCCGGUUACUACCCAGCUCCUUAUGGGGGCUGGGCGCUGUGUUGGCAAUACGGGGAGCGCAGAAAGGGUAGGUUUCCCACAACUCUGUCUCGGUGAUGCGGCCAACGGUGUCCGCCUUGCCGAUCUAGUCACGGUUUUUCCUGCGGGAAUUACUACCGGCGCGACAUGGGAUAAGUCUCUCAUGUACGACAGAGCGGUUGCGAUGGGGAAAGAGUUCCGUGGAAAGGGAAUCAAUAUCUACCUUGGCCCGUCGGUCGGGCCGCUCGGCCGAAAGCCCAAAGGGGGUCGCAAUUGGGAAGGUUUCGGGUCCGACCCGGUUCUGCAAGCCAUUGGUGGGGCUCUUACAAUACAGGGUGUGCAAGAACAAGGCGUGAUUGCGACUAUGAAGCAUUUCAUCGGAAAUGAGCAAGAAAUGUAUCGCAUGUUUAAUCCGUUUCAGUCUGGCUAUAGUUCCAACAUUGGUUUUCAGGGGUUUGUUAUGUCCGACUGGCUGUCCCACAUGUCUGGGGUUGGGUCUGCCUUGGCGGGCCUGGAUAUGAACAUGCCCGGAGACACCCAAGUGCCCCUCUUUGGUUAUAGCUACUGGAUGUACGACCUCACGAGGUCGGUCCUCAACGGUUCCGUCCCUAUUGACCGCCUAAACGACAUGGCGACGCGCAUCGUUGCCACUUGGUAUCGUUUCGGCCAGAAUGAGGACUUCCCACCACCUAACUUUUCAACCAACACGAGAGACCGCGAAGGGGAUCUUUACUCUGCAGCUUGGCCAUUCUCACCUCGCGGGGUUGUGAACGAGUUUGUAGACGUCCAGGCCGAUCACCAUCUCACUGCACGACAAGUUGCGCAGGACGCCAUUACUCUUCUUAAGAACGACGACUCACUGCUCCCAUUAACCACAGCCCGUUCUAUCAAGGUGUUUGGCACAGGAGCACAGACAAACCCGGAUGGUCCUAAUGCUUGCUCUGACCGCAACUGCAACAAGGGAACGCUUGGUCAAGGCUGGGGCUCAGGGACUGUGGAAUAUCCGUAUUUGGACUCGCCAAUCGACGCCCUCAAGCUAAGGGUAAAGGACGUUACGUUUUAUAACACCGACAAAUUCCCAAGCGUCCCAACUGUUAUUGAGAAUGAUGUUGCUAUUGUGUUCUUAACCUCCGACUCGGGGAAAAUACCAAAGUAUAAGAACGUCGUAGUCGUCGUCCAUACCGUCGGGCCUCUCAUUCUGGACCGGUGGCACGACUUGCCCAGUGUGAAGGCGAUCUUAUUUGCUCAUCUGCCAGGCCAGGAGGCUGGGGAAUCUCUCACCAACAUUCUAUUUGGUGAUGUCUCGCCGAGCGGCCAUCUUCCAUACAGCAUCACCAAGCAGGAAUCAGACUUUCCCAACAGCAUCACAACACUAGUUACCGGCUCUGGUGUUGCAGAUGACUACGUCGAGGGAUUCCGAAGCCUUACCCCGUCUGGGUUCAACAAGAUAUUCCGAUACAUCUACUCUUGGCUUCAGCCAGAUGAAGCUAAAGAGGCGGUCGAACAUCGAAAGACUCGGAAGUACGACGCCUACCCGGUUGAAUAUAGCACGCAGCAAAAGUCUGGGCCGAGGGCCGGAGGUGGCGAGGGCGGUAACCCCGCGCUCUGGGAUACUGGGUACAAGAUUUCCGUCACCGUUCAAAAUUCAGGCACUAAAUACUCCGGAAAAGCGGUACUACAGGCCUACAUCCAAUUUCCCGAUGGCAUUCCCUACGACACACCAAUCAUUCAGCUCCGAGACUUUGCCAAAACAAGGGUUCUUCGGCCAGGGGAAAGUCAAACUUUAGAACUUAGGCUUACUCGGAAGGACUUGAGCGUGUGGGACGUGGAGAUCCAAGAUUGGGUGAUUCCAGAAGUUGAUGGAAGAUUCAAGAUCUGGAUAGGCGAGUCAAGCGACCGCUUAACCACCGUCUGCUAUACGGACAAGUUAGAUUGCGAGCUUGGUGCGAAAAGCCCUGUAUCAUAA